UUUUUUUUUUUUUAAAGCUGGAUGUGACGUAUUAAAGAAGCCGACGGAAGUAGAAUUGAAAGCGUUCUAAAAUGGCGAACCGUACAGUGAAGGAUGCCCACAGCAUCCAUGGCACCAACCCUCAGUAUCUGGUGGAGAAGAUCAUCCGGACGAGAAUCUACGAAUCAAAGUACUGGAAAGAAGAAUGCUUUGGGCUGACGGCUGAACUUGUAGUCGACAAAGCCAUGGAGUUAAGGUUUGUGGGUGGCGUGUACGGUGGAAACAUAAAGCCCACUCCUUUUCUGUGUUUAACUUUGAAGAUGCUUCAAAUUCAACCUGAGAAGGACAUCAUUGUUGAAUUUAUAAAAAAUGAAGAUUUCAAGUAUGUCCGGAUGUUGGGGGCACUCUACAUGAGACUGACAGGAACUGCAAUUGAUUGCUACAAGUACCUGGAGCCUUUGUAUAACGACUAUCGGAAAAUCAAGAGCCAGAACCGAAAUGGAGAGUUUGAGCUGAUGCAUGUGGACGAGUUCAUUGACGAGCUGCUGCACAGCGAGCGAGUCUGUGACAUAAUUUUGCCCCGUCUACAGAAACGUUAUGUGUUAGAGGAAGCUGAGCAACUGGAGCCUCGAGUUAGCGCUCUCGAGGAGGACAUGGACGACGUGGAGUCUAGUGAAGAAGAGGAGGAAGAGGAUGAGAAGCUGGAAAGGGUGCCAUCACCUGACCACCGGCGAAGAAGCUACCGAGACUUGGACAAGCCACGACGCUCCCCUGCACUACGUUAUAGGAGGAGCCGGAGUCGUUCUCCCAGAAGGCGGAGUAGAUCCCCUAAAAGAAGAAGCCCUUCUCCCCGCCGAGAAAGGCAUAGGAGCAAGAGUCCACGACGCCAUCGAAGCAGGUCCAGAGACAGACGGCACAGAUCCCGCUCUAAAUCCCCAGGUCACCACCGUAGUCACAGACAUAGGAGCCACUCAAAGUCUCCUGAAAGGUCUAAGAAAAGCCACAAGAAGAGCCGGAGAGGAAAUGAGUAAUGGGUUAAUUUUUAUUUUAAUCAAAAUGGCGUCCUGUGGAUAUGAGAGCAUCUGUUUAUGUGGAAUGAUCAAGAUCUCCUCUCAGGCAGCUAUAAGUAUUUUCGGUUUUUAAAAAUCAAGUUUUGGUUGGUUUUUGUUUUAAUAUUACAGAGGUGCUAAGUUUUGUAUCUCCUUGAAUUACACUCAGUAUCUUUGAAAGGUGAUUUUGACCACAUCAGGGUCAGGUUUUGACCUAACCAACCAUGGCUAUUCAUAUUAACAAGAGACAAGAGGACCGGGAGUUGGAGAGAUUCUUGGGAAUGAAAAGACGCAGCCAAUUGGUAAUCCUUUUCUUAUUUGUAAUUAAACCUUACACAGUUGUCAUUUUUCUCUAGUUUCUGGCUUCUCGAUGGUUAAGUGCUCUAAGAAUCCUGU
Acomys russatus (golden spiny mouse) is the source of this 1424-nucleotide messenger RNA. It is a transcript of the gene Prpf38a, whose product is annotated as pre-mRNA processing factor 38A. Gene Ontology annotation, cellular component: precatalytic spliceosome. The transcript has 10 exons. The record is from RefSeq and is a predicted model, not a curated record. The coding region runs from base 72 to 1010 and encodes 312 amino acids. NCBI's taxonomy places the organism in Eukaryota, Metazoa, Chordata, Mammalia, Rodentia, Muridae.